Molecule: messenger RNA, 1279 nt
Organism: Pomacea canaliculata
Lineage: Eukaryota; Metazoa; Mollusca; Gastropoda; Architaenioglossa; Ampullariidae
Exons: 3
Coding region: 513-1004 (163 amino acids)
Source: RefSeq, a predicted model, not a curated record
UCCUGUUGUUUUAUUAAGAAUUUUAUUUGUUGUGUUGUACAAGAUCUGCAUAACGAGAACUUUAUGCUUUAACAAAAGAGACAUUUAUACUUGACAAGACCAUACAAAAGAUAAAUUUCAUUAUUUGUUUAUUCUGUAAGAAAUGAUUCCAGAACAAUUUUUUCCAUUCAGAGUAGAAUAAGCAGUAAUUUAGCAUGCAUUAUAUUUAUACACACACAUCUAUGUUGUCAUACAUGAUAAAUUACUCUUGCUCAUCAUAUAAUAAUUAAUAGCCUCUUAAGACCAUACAAAAGAUAAAUUUCAUUAUUUGUUUAUUCUGUAAGAAAUGAUUCCAGAACAUUUUUUUCCAUUCGGAGUAGAAUUUAAUUGCAUGCAUUAUAUAUAUAUAUACACACACAUCUAUGUUGUCAUACAUGAUAAAUUACUCUUGCUCAUCAUAUAAUAAUUAAUAGCCUCUUAAAAUUUUAUUUUAGUUUUAUGAGUACAGAAUUACAACAUUUCAUUCCACAGCAAUGAUGCCAUUCUCUAUAAGUAAGAAGCAGACUCCAAUGGUUGAUACCAAAUAUGGUAAAUAUCCGAGGGGCAGUACACUGGCACAUCAGCAAAAACUUCAUGACAGCUUCAUCAUGAACUUCACUGAACUAGCCACAUUUCCUGAUCUUCCCCUAAGGAAUGUGAUGUCAGGAGAUAUUCCUGAUUUAUCAGAAGAAAAGAAGUACCUUUUAACCUCACUCAAAGUCACUCAGCAAGAAUCUGUUGUAAUAGAAAGGGAUACACGACUACAGUCGAAUUGUCCCUUGUGGCACAAGCUGCGACAACACCGCAUCACUGCUUCUGUUGUAGCAGAUGUCGCAAAAAGGAAGAAAGAUUUCCAAGCCUUGUCUAAAAGACUUAAAUCUUCAAAGACAAAAAUGACACAGGCCAUGAAAGAUGGCAUUAAAAAUGAGCCUCUGGCAGCUGAGGCAUACAGUAAUGUGAGUACACAGAAACAGCUACAGGACUAAAUUAUUUUGUAAAAGCACAUAUGCAGAUCUGAUUAUUUAUUUUAACAGUUACAAGAGAAAAAUAUUUAACAAGUAUAUUUAAAUAAACUGGAUCUAAAGCACACCAAUCUCUUAAUAUAGUGAUCUUGGUGUGAUUUGGAGCUCUAUUAAUGUACACAUGCAAUUUAAUGUACAUGAUGGGAAGCCCUAAAAUUUUAAUUAUACUCCACUAUAUGUACAUAUUCUAUUGUUCUGGUCACAAGUAACUUAACUAUUUUCAUUAUCUGUCUAGAUGA